GGCGCCGCCGCGCCCGUUGGGCCUCGCGCUGCCGGGAGGGCCCCGGCUGCUGCCGGGCGCCGCUGCCGGGGCCGGGGCGGCGGGAGGAGGAGGAGGAGGAGGAGGAGGAUGCGGCGGCUGGGGCGGGUGGCGCUGCUGUGCCUGGGCUGCGGCGUCUGCUCCCUGCUCUACGGCUUCAGCCAGCUGGCCCUCUCCCUCGAGCAGGAGCCCGGCGGCCGGCAGCGGGACCGGGGACCGGCGGGGAGGAGCGGCGGGGCCGGCAGGUGUAAGAAUUUGUCUGUAUCUUUCUGGAAUUCCUAUUGGAUGCUGCCCUCUGAUGUUUGUGGAAUGAACUGCUUUUGGGAAGCUGCUUUUAGAUAUGAUUAUAUGAAAGCACAUCCUUCUGAGAAAAUGCAUCUAGCAGUGGUUGCCUGUGGUGAAAGACUGGAGGAGACUGUUACUAUGUUGAGAUCAGCCAUUAUCUUCAGCAUCAAACCUCUCCAGUUUCAUAUUUUUGCUGAGGACCAAUUGCAUGAGAGUUUCAAAGAUAUACUUGAUGACUUACCAUAUGAAGGAAAAAUUAAUUACACAUUAUAUCCAAUAACAUUUCCAACUGAGAGUGCGACAGAAUGGAAGAAAUUGUUUAAACCAUGUGCUUCACAAAGGCUGUUCUUGCCAUUAAUCCUCAAAAAUGUGGAUUCCCUACUGUAUGUUGAUACUGACAUCCUGUUCUUGAGACCUGUCGAUGAUAUUUGGUCUUUUCUGAGAAAGUUCAACUCCACCCAGAUUGCUGCAAUGGCACCAGAACACGAAGAACCUCGUAUCGGGUGGUACAAUCGCUUUGCUCGGCAUCCCUAUUAUGGAGUAACUGGAAUAAAUUCUGGAGUCAUGUUAAUGAAUAUGACACGUAUUAGAAGAAAGUAUUUCAAGAACGACAUGACAACAGUCCGGUUACAGUGGGGAGAAAUUCUUAUGCCUCUGCUGAAGAAGUACAAAUUAAACAUAACAUGGGGUGAUCAGGAUCUACUGAACAUCAUGUUUUUUCACAAUCCAGAAAGUCUGUAUGUCUUUCCUUGCCAAUGGAAUUAUCGGCCUGACCACUGCAUUUAUGGAAGCAAUUGUAAGGAAGCUGAAGAAGAAGGUAUAUUUAUUCUUCAUGGAAACAGAGGUGUUUACCAUGAUGAUAAACAACCAACUUUUAGGGCUGUCUAUGAAGCAAUAAAAAAUUAUACGUUUGGAGAUGAUCUAGUUCAUUCCCUGUUGCGGCCCCUAGAACUGGAGUUACAGAAAACAAUGCAUACAUACUGUGGAAGAGUAUACAAAGUGUUCAUAAAGCAGCUAAAGAAAAGCAUAAGGGACUUGUCUGUCAGAAGAUCAAAGGGAAGGUGAUUCUAACUGCAAGCUCUUAAAUCAAGAGACUGAAUUAACAUACUGCUCAAAAGGUGCAACAGUUCUAAUGUGGCUUGAAUCGGCUCUUAAUGUGCCCAGAUAAGAGUUUACUAGCAUACGUAAAAAUGAAGAAAAUAUUCAUGUAAUGAAGAACAGAGACUUUUUCUGCAGAGGUGAUUUUUGGCUCUUUUGAAGUUUAAUCACUGCUAGUGUUUAUCUUGGAUCUGAUGAUUUGGGUGAUACUGACUUCUAAGGUCAGUAGUUUUAGUCUGCUUAAUUCAGUUAUCUCUAAUGAUCAAACAAACAAGGGAGAGGUGAAGAUGGCUCAAUUUGGAAGUGUACCUCAUUGUCUAAAAUCCUGUUAAACUGUGAAUGUAGCAAUAACCAAGUCAGCAGCACUAACUUCACUUUAAAGGUGUGAGCACAAAGUUGUUUACAAGUGCAGAAAAUACUCUGUUUUCAAAGAAAUGUGAUAUUAAUCAUUGACAAUCUGUGUGCCUUUAUGUUCAUCUCUUACAUGUUGGAAUCCUGUUUUGACAAUCUUGUUUUGCUUAUUGUAGAUGUAAACUGCACACUAUAAAUAGGAUUUUCUGAGACAUGGAUAGUAUGUGAUACUAGUUUUCUCUAUCUGUAGAUAUUGAGACUUUUAAAAAUAUAACAGCAUUUGUUUUAGUAUUAUUGAGCCAUCUAUCCCAAAUGAUAUAUCCAAGUUGAGGGGGUUUAUAUUUUAGCAACAAUUCAAUAUGAAGUUAUUUUUCUUACAACACUUUUUAAAACUUAAAUGGUUUUGCAGAUUUAUAGGAUGUUUUGGAAGUAGAAAAAAUGGUGGAAAGCUGCCUCUGUUGUAUUUUUAUACUAAGAAUCAUUACUUGAUGAUUGUUACAGAGUAUUUAGUACCUAAAAUUGAAGAACUGUAGUAAAAGUUCUGAUAUUUCAUCAGAUUUUAUAUUAGAUAGUGGUGUUUUUUUUUUUUAGAGAUAUUCUGCAUAUUUUUUAAUAACGUGGCUUUAAAAUAGUUUUGGGCCAGACCCUUGACUGUAUGCAUUAAUGUCAGUAAGGUGAUACUGAUUUACAACAGAUAAGGAUUAGGCUUUCUUUAGAUAUCUUAGUGAAAAAAACAUGUUCUGUUUAUGUAAUCAAAUUUCUUCUUAGAAAGAAGCAUGAAGAAAAAGGCUGACUUGUAAUGUUACAGUAAAAUAUUUAAACAUGCAUGGUAUGAAAUGUAUUUGUAAAGUAUACUUGAACUGAACUUGGAUGAACUGAGAUGAAGUCUUCAUAAAGUAAGUUUUCAGAUUCCAGAAGAUUCAGAUUCCUGCGUGGUGAACCUUGGAGGAUCCACUCACUGAGUUGCACCUUCAUCCCAACUAUAUUUGAGAAGUUUAAUUUUUGUGGCUGUUUCUUUGCCAAAGGCAGACUGGCUCUGAAUCUCAGAUCCAUGUGAGCUGAGCUGGAUGAAUGCUUUAGCAGUACAGAAGCACACUCCAUUGUAAGCAGAGUUUGUAUUCUGCUCCUAAUCUCCCUGCUGGCUCAGGGUGUAAAUUUGUGUGAUGGUAAACAGAAAGUCUGCUGCGCAUGUAGUUACUGUUUCUUUUCCUUGUUAUAUGUAAUCUUUCGAAGUCUGAAACUCUAGAAAUCCAUGUGAAGGUGAAUACUGUUAUUGUCUGAUUUUACAGCAUGCAAUACAUUAUUUUUUUACAUAAAUACUGAUUUUAUAUCAA
This is a messenger RNA of Cygnus olor (mute swan), 3086 nucleotides long. It is a transcript of the gene GXYLT1, whose product is annotated as glucoside xylosyltransferase 1. The transcript has 8 exons. The record is from RefSeq and is a predicted model, not a curated record. Gene Ontology annotation, biological process: protein O-linked glycosylation via N-acetylgalactosamine. NCBI's taxonomy places the organism in Eukaryota, Metazoa, Chordata, Aves, Anseriformes, Anatidae. Gene Ontology annotation, molecular function: UDP-xylosyltransferase activity. Bases 109 to 1368 code for a protein of 419 amino acids.